Molecule: messenger RNA, 1559 nt
Organism: Manis pentadactyla (Chinese pangolin)
Lineage: Eukaryota; Metazoa; Chordata; Mammalia; Pholidota; Manidae
Gene: RAB30
Product: RAB30, member RAS oncogene family
Exons: 5
Coding region: 229-840 (203 amino acids)
Biological process (GO): Rab protein signal transduction
Cellular component (GO): trans-Golgi network
Molecular function (GO): GTPase activity; GTP binding
Source: RefSeq, a predicted model, not a curated record
AAGCCCCACCGCAUUCAUUGUGCACGGUCUAUCCACCCCCUGCUGCCGCUGGCUGGCGACUGCCGCUCGCUCCAGCUGAGCUAAGAGUAGCGGCAGCUCCGGGAACGGACGGACUCCAGCCCUUGGACUUAGGACAUCGCAACACCUUCCCUUGCGUGCGUGACUUAUUCGCACAUCAUUUCUGUUUAUGUCUGGGGUGGGGAGAAAAAUCCCAAACCAGCUGUGUAAAUGAGUAUGGAAGAUUAUGAUUUCCUGUUUAAAAUUGUUUUAAUUGGCAAUGCCGGCGUGGGGAAGACGUGCCUAGUUCGACGAUUCACUCAGGGUCUUUUCCCCCCAGGUCAAGGAGCCACAAUUGGAGUUGAUUUUAUGAUUAAGACAGUGGAGAUUAAUGGUGAGAAAGUAAAGCUUCAGAUCUGGGACACAGCAGGUCAAGAGAGAUUUCGGUCCAUUACCCAGAGUUACUACCGAAGCGCCAAUGCCUUGAUCCUCACCUAUGACAUAACCUGUGAAGAAUCCUUCCGCUGCCUUCCCGAGUGGCUGCGGGAGAUAGAACAAUAUGCCAGCAACAAGGUCAUCACUGUGCUAGUGGGCAACAAGAUUGAUCUGGCUGAAAGGAGAGAGGUCUCCCAGCAGAGAGCAGAGGAAUUCUCAGAAGCUCAGGACAUGUAUUACCUGGAGACCUCGGCCAAGGAAUCCGAUAACGUGGAGAAACUCUUCCUUGACUUAGCAUGCCGCCUCAUCCGCGAAGCCAGGCAGAACACACUCGUGAACAAUGUGUCCUCGCCUUUACCCGGAGAAGGGAAAAGCAUCAGUUAUUUGACUUGUUGUAAUUUCAACUAAAGGCCGAGGCAAGAAGUGAAAGGAAUCAGCGGCUGCCCUGCUGGGCCCUGAACUGCUGGGACCUGGCGAUGACCGCGGCUCCCGCUCUCGGACCUUCUGACCCCCCCGUGGGCUCCUGCACUUACGAAGCAUGACAGGCCAUGCGCCUUGUCCAGAGGCCAGCAUUAGCUGAACAUAUAAUGGUUUCACCUUUUUGCAGUCUGGGGUCGAAGCAGGGAGAAAUUUGCACUAGGCCCUCCAUGAUCUGCAGAGCAUGUUGCUUUUGUUUUUUUUAAAAAAAGCAAGUAAAAAAGCAAGUGAAAGCGCAUUCCUGAACGCAGUCCAGGGGGAAAUGGACUGUAGGGACCCUCCUGCACAUCAGUGGGUGCAUGUGGGGGCUGUUCUUCAGGGCUUCCGGGUGCCCUGGUUUUCUUGUCUACCAGAUAAACCAAAACUGGGAAGGCCAAGUACUGUCUCUGUGGGGCGUGUUGAUGACUCCACGGAGAUUCUGAAAAGUGUUAUUUCUCUUGUCCACAGGCACUUUCAAGAACUUUGGGAUGUAAAAAUGAAAUGAAACCUUUACCCAUGACCAACAGUAACAAUCAUUGAUUUGAUGAGACAUAUAUAAGCUCCAUGACUCCUUUUGGUGCUAAUGAUUCCACUCUUUCACAGACCAAACGUUUUAGUGCAUUGAUGUCCUUAAGUGUGUUACAUAAAAAUAAAAAAUAAUAAUAAGGGAA